AUGGGAGAGCUUUUUACAUACUUCUCUGAACAUGCAUCAUAUAAGUUAUUCGACAUAACCAAGUUCUUGGAUACGCAACGUUGUCCAACUAAACAUUCAGCAAUUGCCAAUUUCAAGCUUUUCGUAGAGGGUAUCAAAGAUAGCAAAGAUAAGAGAGAAUCAGCAAAAAAGGCUAGAGCCUUUGCUAAUACUAUUAUUAACGAUAACUAUGAGAUCUUAGAACAAAAAGCAUUUAUGGACUAUUGGAAUGCUAAGUCGGUAAAACUCACCAGAUCAAAAUUGAAAGCCGCAGAGAUCCAACAGACAAUGAGACAGGUGAAAAAUUACGCCGAUGUUUUUGCAGCAGAAUCGUCUGAUAGUGAAGAGAGUGAAGGAUCUCAAUAUCGGAGCCGCGAAUCAACACCAUCAUCAAGUAGCUCAGUUGCUGUAGACGAAGCUGAAGCUAAACAGUACCUCAUCCAUGAUGGACAAACUUAUCAGUACAAACUCAAAAAGGAAAACUCUAUCAGAUGGCUGGUGAAUGAUUAUGAUGUCUCUCAAGCAUUCUUUAAUUAUCGGGAUGUUGCUAUUAGUAAAGCUGAAGAUUUGCAAAAUUUGAAUGAUCACGAACAUCUGGCUUUGGAUGGAAUAAUGAUAAUUGACAAUGGAUUUGUAAAUACUGAUAUUGUGGAUUACGAAGAAGUGCAAUCUAUUUUAAAUGAUAUUGACCAAGUUGAUGAAUUUAAAAGUGUUUAUAUGAAGAAAUCUCAGAAUGAGCUAGUCAUUAAGUUUGCAAACGAUUUUGCUACAAGAAAUAUUGAUAUCACUGCAAUUCAGAAAUAUGUCAAAGAGCACGAGAAUGAACAUCCGGACGAUGCUUCUGUUUGUAGAGUUUUAUACGAUAUGACGAAUAUUUAUUGUACAGAUUAUUCUGCCGAUCAAUCAAAUGAAUCAACUCUUGUCCGAAAUACAAUCGACGUCUUUUUUAGAUACUUCUUUCCAAACAGCCCACUGAUUAAGUCAAUUGGUGCUGAUGCCAUGAUUUCUGAUUCUUCCAAGAGAUUUACCAGAUUAGAUCCAUCACUCAAGAACCAUGGUAAAAGAGCUGAUUUCACAGUUGUUUCUAAUAAAUCUGGUCAUAUUCUGUUAUCGUUAGAAGCAAAAUCAAACAAAACCAAGCAUGUAAAUGAAUUAGUAAAGUUAUGUAGGGAGCUGAAAGACUCCAUAAAAGCAAUACAUAAUAAUGGUUAUUCUAAUGUUAUCGUUUCUGGUAUUCUCAUGAAAGGGAAUCGUUGUCAUGUAUAUUGUAUGGAUCAUGUAUUUGAUGGGAUGUACCGUGUUGUACUGCUUAAAACAGUCAAUUUUCCUAGUGAUUGCUACCAAAUGCAUCAGUUAUUACCGAUAUUUCCUUUGUUCCAAAAGUUACAAAUCAUUGUUCAUUCAUCUGCAGUGAAAUUACGAAAUCGUCCUCUACCUGCCACUCGUAUUUUGGACAGUAUUGUCUCAAUGCACACACCAAUUAUUAUAAAGGUCAGUAAACGUAAUCUAGAUAAAAAUGAUCCUGCUGUACAGCAUGCCCGUCGACGAUUAUUCUAA
This is a messenger RNA of Cokeromyces recurvatus, 1575 nucleotides long. RefSeq lists its product as uncharacterized. The record is from RefSeq and is a predicted model, not a curated record. The transcript has 2 exons. Lineage: Eukaryota; Fungi; Mucoromycota; Mucoromycetes; Mucorales; Mucoraceae. The coding region runs from base 1 to 1575 and encodes 524 amino acids.